Phalaenopsis equestris is the source of this 396-nucleotide messenger RNA. RefSeq lists its product as uncharacterized. Bases 1 to 396 code for a protein of 131 amino acids. Gene Ontology annotation, molecular function: demethylase activity; mRNA binding. The transcript has a single exon. The record is from RefSeq and is a predicted model, not a curated record. NCBI's taxonomy places the organism in Eukaryota, Viridiplantae, Streptophyta, Magnoliopsida, Asparagales, Orchidaceae. Gene Ontology annotation, biological process: mRNA catabolic process.
AUGGUCAGAUGGAACAUACUGCCAGCUACCUGCAUCCUGAAUAGUUGCAUCAUUAACAUCUAUGACGAGGGUGAUUGCAUCCCUCCCCAUAUAGACCACCACAAUUUUGUGAGGCCCUUUUGCAAGGUCUCAUUCAUGAGCAAAAGCAAUAUAUUAUUUGGAAAACAAAUUGACAUUGUCGACCUUGGCGAGUUCAGAGGAGUUGUAGAGAUUCCGCUACCAGUUGGUUCAGUUUUUAUCCUAAAAGGAAACAUGGCAGAUGUUGCCAAGCAAUGCAUCUCAGGGGUACGACACCGUAGGGUGUCCGUAACUUUCUAUAAAAUGGACGAUAGCAAAGCACCAUACCGAUUUCAGCCAGACCCAGAACUAGAAGAGCUGCUACCGUAUCAGCUCUGA